CGGGAAUCGUACUCGGGUCACCGGGUCCGUAGCGCAGCAUGCUUACCACUACACUACCGCUCCCCAACCACCACCACCGCACACACACACACGCCAUGUGCUGAUUGCGCGAUGUUGGCUUUUCAUGCGCGGAAAUUCAUGCGGAGAAGCGAAUUUAUUGUUACAAAAAAAGGAAAGCGGCGUUGGUGGACGGCAUCACUCCGGGGGUGGGGGGACGGCAGCUGCGUGCAAGCCACAUCCCAAGGACCCCUAAAUAAAUUAAACCCGUUUUUUUAUUUCCAUUCGAGAGCCCGUUGGGAGAUCGUUUCUGUUUAACGAGAGAGACCUGCAUCCAGUAAAUGCCAGCCUUUUGUUUACGACAAGCUGAAAAAGCCCAUUAUUAACAGUCAGGACAACUUAGCUUGCCAGAAUUCUGUAGGAUGAUGACGCACAGGUAAUGAGUUCAAGUCCCGGUCAAUGUCAGCUUGGCCCCAUGAAUUGUUUUACUGAGAUCCAGCGGUGGAUUAAUCAAUCGUAAGUUAUCAAGUUGCUUGUUUUAAGGAAUCUACACUAAAUUAACUGGUUCUGUAAGAAUAAUAACUGUUUUUCUUUCACUUGUCAUUUGGAGGAAAGAAAGAUGUUGACAUUUUGACUCCCUGGCUUUCUUCAGGAAGUAUUAAGGUUUGGGGGAGUGAGUCAAAUAGUCCAUGCUUGGUAUGUGGCUUUAGAUAGCAUGUGCAUACGCUUUUUAUCUGGCCUAAGUAUAAUUACAAAAUGCAUUUCGUGGAGCCAUGAAGCCUAUCAGAGUCGUAACUUGUAUCAGGAGUGUCGUGUAUUCGGAAAUUUGCCAAAUUCCAUUGUGGGAGGAAACCAACACUUUUUUUGCACGAUGGGAUAACUCUCUUAAACUGCACACUGAUAGAUUUAAGAAUCCAUUGCUGGUCAACCAUUUAAUGACCACCUCAGCUCAAACGUACAACACUUGGUAUGCACAGGCAUUCUCACAUUAAGUACUCACCAGAUUAAACCUUAUUCUUGCGAGACCCAAUGAUAUUUGGCGCAUUCGUUGUUAUUUGGUUGUAGGAUUGCGAAUGCCUGGUUGUGUGUGUGUUAAAAAUGGAUCUUCAGUCUGCAGGGAUGUAGACAAAAACGAUGGAUAAUAGCUGCUCACCUCUGAACUAUAAAUGCUCUGAUAAGUGGCAUUGGCUUUGUACUGUUCACUUUUUGGCCUUCUCUGGUCUGGCACUGGUGGUGAUACUAGGCCAUAAAGAUGGCCGUCUCUGGUGUAGGCCAAUCAAUUUCAAAGACAAUACGUUUAUAUUAUCAGAGCAUGUUUUGUGUGCAUGUACACCACAGGUACGUGUGGUGAAUGCAGACUUGAUUCCUUGCAAAAGGUUUAUAUUUGGUGUUCCAAUAUUUUAACACAGCUGUUUUAUUGCCAGAAAGAGUAAAACAGUCUUACUUAUUUUGCAACAACAAUAGACUUGGCAGGAGUGGGGUGGGUUUGGCCCUGUGGUUAAGAGGUGGGCUCCACUGUCUGGCUUCGAUCUGACAAACUACAGAAGUGAGUAAGGUGUUUCUCAAUGUUACACUGAACGUGUUUGUGUGACUUCCGCCCCCGCCCCCCCCUCCGAGUGUGCGUUUCUUUGAAGAAUCCCUCGCUCACCUUUUCGGUCUCACACACCACCCUCCCCAUCUUCUCGUCGCUGCUGCUCAAAGUCGACCGAGCGUUGAGGACCUCCACGCGUGGAGAGCGCGACGUGGAGCGAAACGGUUGGCGGAACAGAUAUUUUAGCGAGCAGGAGCAGGCGCCCAGCCAUGGAGGAGAAAGGCCCACGCGUGGCCGACUACUUCGUGGUGGCCGGCCUGACGGAGGAGUCCAAGCCCCUGGAAGAGGACAUGGCGUUCGCCGAGGGGCGGCAGAAGGCGGUGCGGCGGCGCGACCCCAUCACGGACGUGGCGGUGGUGUGCCGCUCGCAGGGCGAGGAGCCGCCACAGGGCUACACGUGCAUCGAAGCGACCCCGACGAACCUGGAUGCCGACCUCAACCACGGCAGCCUCAGCAGCCCCCAGCUCUACCUGUGCUAUCGGCGUGGCCGCGACAAGCCGCCGCUCACCGAUCUGGGGGUUCUAUACGAGUGGAAGGAGCGCUUGAUGCAGGGCUGCGAGACGAUCCGCACUACGCCGUACGGCCGCCCGGCCAACGUGAACAACAGCGCGCAGCACAUCUACGUGACGUACCGGCGCGCGCACGAGUCCGCCAGCCAGAACGCGCUCGCCGUCACCGACAUCUGCAUCAUUGUCGCCAGCAAGGGCGAGACGCCGCCGCACACCUUCUGCAAGGUCAACAAGAACCUCAACUCCGGCAUGUGGGGUGCCUCUGUGUUCCUGUGCUACAAGAAGUCUGUGGUUCGAGCCAACUCCAUCGCAUACAAAGCCGGCCAGCUGAGCCGUUACCCGACCGAGGACUACGAAACGUUCCCUCUGCCCGAGCCCGUCCCCAUGUUUUGCCUGCCCAUGGGCGCCGUCAUCGAGUGCUGGCCGCCCAAGACCAAGUGCCCUGCGCCCAUCUUCUCCACGUUCAUCCUCACCAGCGUCUCUGGGGACAAGGUGUACGGGGCGGCGGUGCAGUUCUACGAGCCCUAUCCCGCGGAGCGGCUCAGCGAGAAGCAGGGCGUGCAGCUGGGCCUGCGCAGCAAAGUCGACCGACGGCCGCUGCCGGGCCCGCCGUUCUCUGUCAACGCCAACAAGUGCAUCUGCUUGCUGUCGCGUUGGCCGUUCUUCGACGCCUUCCGCAAGUUCCUGCUCUUCGUCUACCGGCUGUCGUUCUCCGGGCCGCACGCGCUGCCCAUUGAGAAGCACAUCUCCCAUUUCAUGUUCCACGUGCCCUUCCCUUCUUCCCAACGGCCACGCAUCCUUGUCCAGCUCUCUAUGCAGGACUCCCUGGUGCUGUCCCAGCCCAUCGCCUCACCUCUACCUCUCAGUGGCGCGUCGUUCUGCACGCUGCUCCAGAACCUGGGGCCUGAGAACGCGGCAACGCUGCUCCUGUUCGCCCUCACGGAGAACAAGAUCCUCAUCCACUCGCUGCGACCCGCCGUGCUCACCAGCGCCGCCGAGGCCCUCAACGCGAUGAUCUUCCCGUUCCACUGGCAGUGCCCCUACAUCCCGCUGUGCCCGCUGUCGCUCGCCGACAUGCUGAGCGCGCCAUGCCCCUUCAUCGUGGGCGUCGACUCGCGAUACUUUGACCUCUACGAGCCCCCGCCCGACGUCGUGAGCGUCGACCUCGACACCAACACGAUCUCGCAGACGGAGGAGAGGAAGUCUCUGAACUGGCGGCUGCUGCCCAAGAAACCGUGCAAGAACCUGAUGAACACCCUCACCAACCUCCACCAGCAGAUCGUGGCGAUGAACCACCGCAGCAUGGAGGACCCCGUGCUCGAGUCCGGCAUCUUCGACCUGGACUUCAAGCGCCGCGCACGACAGCAGCAGCUGGAGAUGGAGAUCCAGGAGGCGUUCCUGCGCUUCAUGGCCUCCAUCCUCAAGGGCUACCGCACGUACCUGCGCCCCAUCACACAGGCGCCAUCCGAGAAGGCCACGGACGCGCGCUCGCUCUUCGACCUGCAAGGCUUCCUGAAGAGCCGCGACCGAGCGUACAACAAGUUCUACUCGCAGAUGAUGCGCACGCAGAUGUUCAUCCGCUUCAUCGAGGAGUGCUCCUUCGUGACCGACAAGGACGCCAGCCUCGCCUUCUUCGACGACUGCGUGGAGAAGCUGUUCACCAGCGAUAAGGGAGCGGAGAGGGACUUCAUGGUGGACGUGGAGAAGGCCGACGACGUGCGACUCAUCGAGCUGGACGAGUCUUAUCGCAGCGAGCACACCGUGUUCAUCACUCCUCCAGAGCCGCCCGCCGGCCCGGGGCCCGACACGCUCAAGCCCGCGUACAAGUACUCGGGUUUCCCGGUGCUUAAUCGCUCGCUGUUCGAGAUGCCCCUGGGGCUUUUGAAAGUCCCUCAGGGCUGCACCAAGAACAGCUGCCCCAACAGCCCCGCCCCAGCGCUCGCUCGCCGUACCAAGCAGGAGAUCAAGUCGGCGCAGAAGCAAGCACGCAAGUGUUCGGCGAUGCCGCAGAUGUGGGCCAAGUGCCUCCUGGGCCACUGCUACAGCCUGUGGUUCAUCUGCCUGCCGUCGUACGUGCGCGUCACGCACCCCAAGAGCCGCGCGCUGCGCACCGCCUACGAUGUGCUGCUGCGCAUGCAGGCGCACAAGCUGGAGCCGCCCGACGAGGUGUGCUAUCGCGUGCUGAUGCAGCUGUGCGGCCUGUACGGACACCCGGUACUCGCCGUCAAGGUGCUCUUUGAGAUGAAGAAAAUGGGCGUGCAGCCCAACGCCAUCACCUACGGCUUCUACAACAAGGCCGUCCUCGAGAGCACGUGGCCCUCCGGAAACCGGGGCGGCUACUUCCUGUGGACGAAGGUCCGGAAUGUGUUGCACGGCGUGGUGCAGUUCCGGCAGACGCUGCGCAAACGCCUCCCGUCAACCGCAGACGGCAGUGACGCUGGCAGCCACGGGAGCCUGGAGAGCGGCGCGGACGCGCACGGCUCGGAGCACGUGCCCUCCACCAACGAGCUCGCGCACGUGGGCUCAGCCGAGGAUGUGAGCAGCACAGGAGGCCAUUCGGACCAGGGCUACAACUCGCUGUCCAAGGAGGACGCGCAGAAGGGCGAGGCGCUGCUCUCCAUGGCGAGCCGCCUCUCGGGCGCGGCGCCGGGCGGCCUGCGGACGGGCGAAGUCCUCCGCGAGAGUGACAGUAGCUCAAUGUCGGACGGAGACAGCCGGCAAGGCAGCCGGGACCAGCUGCCACAGGCGGACGCAAGCGAUGGCACGGAUGCUGCCGGCGACCACGCCGACCUCGAGCACAAGCGGCCCAGCUUCCACUCGGUGCGAAGCAUCGUCAAGAUGUCGUGCGGCAGCUUCGACAACUCGGGCAGCAUGGGUGACGUGAUGGGUGGCGCCGGCAGCACGGCGGGGCUGCUGUUCACGAGCCAGGGCUCGUACGACGAGCCCUCCUUCCUGGACGGCCCGCUGCCUGCCAGCGCGGGAAGCGGCGGGGGCGGCGGCGGAAGCGGCGGCGGAAGCGGGAAGGCCUCGGCAGGCCGGCGGCGCCAACGAAGCGUCCACGACGGGACGGCGCCGCCCCCCCUCCAGCGGCAGCGGACGCUCGCCGAGCGGAGCUGCGUGCUGGGCGGGCGGCCCGGCCUGGACGAUGCGAUGCCCGCGGGCUUCAUGGGCGCCGACGAGAGGAUCCUCACGGCCGCGAUGCGAGCCGAAGGCCGGGUCGACGGCGGUGGCGCCGGGGUGGAGGCGAACGCCGCAGCCAGCACGGACAACUUGGGCUCACAGCACUUCACCACCGAGAAACAACCAAGGCCCCACUUGGAGAAGUCCGACUCGGCUGACAUAUUCAGCCUCGACGACCUGGACUCGGAGCCCGUGAAGGUCGUCGGCCCCUCCAAGUCACAACAGGGCACAAAGACAUCCCCCCCGCCCCCUCCUCUACCGCAGGCGCUUUCUCCGCAGAAGCCACAAGCCAGGGUCAGCUCCGCUCCACUGUUGUUGACCAAGGAUGCCGGCGGCGGCGACUGCGUCGACGACCUGGAAGCGAAACCGGGGUCGUUGCUACCGGUUAGCACUCGGCCGGCCGAACGGAAGAGCGUGGUGGCGGGCUUCGACCCGCUGUCCCUGCUGGUGGCCGAGACGGAGGACGUGAAGUCUCUGGACAGCUCCGGCUCCGUGCAGUCCCUCGUCCCGUCGGUCCCGCGCAACCUCGCGGAGGAGAUCGAGACGUACAUGACGUCGACGGCCGAGGUCGGCCGCUCGCCCAGCGUGGAGCCGAAGCGCGGCGUGAGGGCGACGCGUUUGGAGCGCCGCUUGAGUCUCCCGUCGCGAUCCCCGCAGCGUGGCGUGCCACGGUCGCUCACCUUCCCCAACCCGCAGCCCGAAGCGGAGCCCAACACAGACCGGGCGCUCGUGAGCCAGAGCUGGGCGAGCUCCCAGCUGCUGACGGGGCCGCGUAUGGACGUGCUCAAGAGCAGCGUGAAGCUGGCGGCCACGGGCGUGGUGGGCGUCGCCAGCAAGUGGUACAACAAGCUGGCGUCCAGCUACAGCGAGCACGGCGUGGAUCCGGCGACGGGUCUGCCUCACUCGGAGGCGAGCCCAAGCGACUACGGCGCAGCAGAGAAUGAGCGCCGGGUGGACGUUGGCUUUGGGAUGGCGGCAGCCCCACGCCCGUGGGGGGGGACCCCUGGCCUGGCGACGACGCUCGCUGGGGAGGAGCACGGCUCGCCCGACGAGAUGCCCGGAGCCGUCGCUGCCUCCAGCUUCCACAUCGACAGCUUACCGGUGGCCGGCACGGGUGGCGCGGCACAGAGGCGAGCCGAAUCGCCUUCCGCACGCCACAACAACAGCAGCAGCAGCAGCAGCAACAUCUUCCAAAACUUCGCCAUGGAGGUCCUCAUCUCGAGCUGCUCGCGCUGCCGGGCAUGCGAGUCGCUCGUGUACGACGAGGAGGUGAUGGCCGGUUGGAUGGCCGACGACUCGAACCUCAAUACCACGUGUCCGUUCUGCGGCUCCACGUUCGUGCCCUUCCUCAACAUCGAGAUCCGGGACAUGCGCGGGCCCGGCAGGAAUUGUCUGAAGCCGUCGUCAUCGAUGGAGAGCGUGCAGGGCGUCGGCACGGCAGGCUUCCACGAGGCGCCACUCUCGCACGGGAGGCCACCCCCCCGUGCCGCUGUGGCCACGGCGAUCGAUCCGCUCAUCACGCUCACCGUGACUCCCUCGCAGGACAGCAGCCCUGCCCCCGAGCACGGCAAGGCGCCAGCAAGGAGGGUGGAGUCGGUGCCGCUCAGCGUCCCCAUCCCGCGCAGCGCCAGCGCCCGCACUCCGCUCGCCGACAUCACGGGGCCCGGCUUGCGGGCGCCGCUCGGCACCUCCACCAUGACCGGCAGCCUGCCCAACAACCUCAACGGCUCGCUGGAGUGCCUGAGCAUAGAGGGUCGCGCCAGCAACCCCGAGCCCGUGUCGGUGCCCUACCUGAGCCCGCUGGUGUUGCGCAAGGAGCUCGAGUCGCUGCUGGAGAACGAGGGCGAGCAGGUGGUGAGCUCGCCACCCUUCGUCGACCAGCACCCCAUCCUCUUCUGGAACCUCGUGUGGUAUUUCCGCCGCCUGGGCCUGCCCAGCAGCCUGCCCGGCCUUGUGCUCGCCUCGGAGCACUGCAACCGGGGCACGCAGGUGCCCCGCAAGCUGCUAUCGCAGGACAGCAAGCUGGUGCUGGUACAGAUGCUGUGGGACAACCUGAAGCUGCACCAGGAUCCCGGGCAGCCCAUGUACAUCCACUGGAACGCGCAGAGUCUAAACUGUACGCUAAUGUCUGAACGUGAACAGUCGUCGCUGGUGCACGCGCUGGUGACGGACGAGCAGCAGCUGCCGCGCGGCACCCUGCAGAGCAUCGUGACGAGCAUCCAGCACAACGACCUGUACCGCCCGCUCUCGCACGUGCUCGAGAUGCAAGCCAAGCACCCUGCUCACCGCCGCCAUCGCCACCGGAGCCUCUACCGGGAAAUCCUGUUCCUGUCCAUGGUGUCACUGGGCAGAGAUAAUGUCGACAUUGACGCGUUUGACCGCGAGUACAAGCGCGCGUACGAUCGCCUGGAGCCGCACCAGGUGAAGCUGACGCACAACUGCGACCGGCCGCCCAGCGCCCGCGUCUCCAUGUGCCGCAGGACCAUCGGGGAGCCGCACCUGUGAGGAGCUCGGCAGAGACGGCGCCGACAGCACAGCACCGACGGCACGCACCGUGGGGAAAAAGGGAGCGUUUUUUUUUGGCCGUGGAAGAGUUGCAUUUUUAAACGCCGCGUUUUCAGUCUCAUUCGGCGAGCGUCGCGAAACGCCGAGCCAAGACGGGCCAACCGCCACGAAGAAUCGAGCACCGAUGGCCUCGACUCGGGUUUUCUUGCCGGUACCUGUUUGAGCAAUAGAAGAGAGAAGACUGUGCGGGUGCAGGACAGUGGAGCGGCUGACGCGCUUGUUCGGCGAUUUUGUUUUCGAGAUUUAGUUAUUUUUUUUCCAGUCAAGUUUUCAGGCACUGAUCAAACGGCCGCCCGUGAAGAGUUGCCCUCUCGGCACCUGCGCGUGGAAUGAAACGAUGACUCCGUUGGAAGCCCUUGCCAACACUCGCAGCGGGAAUUAGUGGUGAAUAAAACACACAGAGCGCUGAGAAAACGACCUUCCCUUCUGGAUCGCUGAUCUGUAAAAAGACUCACUCGGUGCGUCGGGGGGGGCGGGGGGAAAUAUUUACGGCGUCUCUGUUAUCGCCAUGUCCAGCACCAUGGCAGGAUAAUCAAUGCGGGUGUGCGACUUUCAAUUUGGUUUGUAAAUCUCACUUCACUGCAUAUGUGUUCGCGGUCGCACACGGCCGCCCCAUGCACUUGAGGAGGCCUGGUGGAGUUGUAGGGGGGUCACCAAGAGACCCCACCGAGACCUCGGGACUCCCAUGAAGGACACGCGGCCCUCUAUUCAAACGAAGGAAAUUCGCGGACCAUCAGAACCCCCCCUCCCCACCUCCACCUGCUUGUUGAACACGGCUGUACCUUGUUAUACACUGUGAUGGGACAUGCCCAAGGACUUUCAGUCGUCGGCGUGUCGGACGUUCGGGGACGGCGAGGGCGCUUGGGGUGCUUGUACUAAUUAGUUUUAUCGUGAACGGUACUCUUAGAGAAUGUAUCUACGGCAUUAUGCACACAUUACACUGGAGGUGGUGAGCGUCGUUCCCGUGAGCGUGUUCGCGUUUCCGUCGGUCCCCAUUUCUUUGCGGUACGUUCCACGGGGACGGCGAUUUGCGUGAAACCGUGUACCCUAACCCUGAACCCCCCCCCCCCGGCGCUCGCUACAGAGUCCCGUUUGCGUCUCGGCUGCCCGGUCGCUCCGCACGAGAGCUUGCCACUUGCCCAACCGUCCGUGAAUACCUCCUGCUUAAGAGAAUUUGGGUUGGGGGCGCGGAGUUGGGUUGAAGGAUCGCACGGUGAUGUGAAGGAACGCUCGAUCGGACGCACGCGAGUUGUCGUACGCGAGGCUACACCCCGCGUGUGCCUUCCCACCCCGCUCACCUUGCGAUGACUGUCCCUGCCUUCGACCCAUCCUGGGCUCUAGGCUAGGACUCCUAUCAUGGGGGGGGAGGGGGGGGAGACGUCUCCUUCCCUGGUUAUUAUUAGUCAGGUGCUGAUGAAUGGCACACAUGGAGUGUAGAAUCCAGUCCUGGCCAGGACUGUUGCCGACGCUUGCCACUGCUGUAGAUCUCGCGAAGAGCUGAGCCUCUUGGCCAUUGUGAACUUGAUAUCGGAGGUAAUCUGAACCCACUCGCGAUUCAUGGUCACAAUCGGAUCGAAAGAAAACUGAUCUUUUUUUUUAAACAAACAUUGUGGUGAAUGUAGCAGCCUGCGUUGGGUGGAGGGGACACGUGAAGCCAUUGCAACGUGCGCACAUCGGGAGAACACCAAAUCGCGCGCAUAUAGGCGAUUCAUCGCGCGUCUUGAAAACCGAUAUCAACCCCGAGAAUGGUUACACCCCGACUGCUCGCAGUCCAGCCGGUAUCGUGAACGAAAAGCGUUUAUAAGCAUUUUCAGAAAUACAACUACGUGUAAUGAGUUCGUUCGCUUAGGCUUCAUCGAUUUGGACUGUAGCUGAGCCGCAGUCAUUGGCUGCCUGUUUCUCGCCAAAUACUAAUAACGGUUGCUUUGUCUUUUUUUAGCAAUUGAGCGAGUCGUGCGAGUCGUGGGAGUUCAUCCGCUCUGUGCGUGUUGUGAUAUGACGCUCGCAUCGGGUCUUUUUUUUCUCUCUCUCUCUCUCUCGGGGUUGUCUUUUUCAUCGUCGCCCCAAACCUCGUAAUAAUAUCGACGCGUCCUCUUUGCUUUUCGUCAACUGGAAGUUGAAGUAACUUGACGCGAGUCUGUUACCGAUUCGAGAGAAGUGCCGCGCGUGAACACAAAAAUGCGUCGGGUCGAUGUUGUUUGCCGUUAAGGUAAAUAUCGCUGGAUCGGAAGACGAGUUGGUCAUACUCUUGAGAAGAACGCAUUUACUUCCCCCCCCCCCCACAGCUGUAGUUGAACAUUCCAUGAUUUGCAGUUAAAUGAGCCCCGUGCUGUUCACUUUAUAAUUUUCGCUGUUUUAUAAACAAGCCGCAUUACACUGUCGUGAUAACAAAAAAUAAACCCAAUGUUUUUAAUAUAGAUUACAGUUCCUUCCCCACUGUUUCGCUUUAAACGUACGAAUGUAUAUUUCAGAGCCUUUUUUUUGGGGGGGGGGGGGGGUUUGGUUUGUCUCUGGUCACUUAAAUUUCAUGCUGUUUUGGAUGAUAUUAGAUGUUUACACGAUUUGAAACGUACCCUAACUCGCUGCAAUAAUGGUUUGUGGGCUCUUCUUGCCGACGUAUCACAGAGCACUUGUAACGUUUGUAUCGACGAGAAUAAUUUCCUCUUUGAGAGCAUUAGCAAACCAAGCAAUGUUGACCGCUUCGUUCCGACGUGUUCCGUAUCGAUGUGUUUUAUUAUCGAAUCCGCUUAGAAACAAAACGAUUGAUCUGUUGUGUACAGAAUCCUUGAGUGAGGUACGAUUGUAUUAUGAUGCUUUAUAAGUCCAAAGUUUAUUUUAUUGUAUACUUAAGGUGAAUUGCCCAUGUAUAGUCCGAAACUUAACCACUGUAUUUAGUUUUUUUUUAUUAGAAUUGGCAUCGUAGCUGAAGGGUUGACGCACCCCAUUGCAGCAACUCCCAGCUCCUCACUGCUGUGUUGUUGGGGGGGAUGUGAAAUUCUAAAGGUGGGGGGGGGGGUGUCCCACGUUAUAGUUUGACCUCCAGAGGAAUGCCUUAAGCACCUCAAAUAAUCUGUAAUCUGUCGAAACUGCUCUCUGAGAGAACCUCGCCAUCCACAAUGUGGCACCCACAGAUUUGAAAUCCAUGUAACCUUGGACACACGAGCCGUAGAGACAGCGGUUUCUGGUAAGACAUCUCGUCUGCAUAAUAUCCCGCGUGUUCCUGAUACCAGUCGUAGGGAGCGGCAGUGUAGCGGUUGGCGCGCUGCGCUACGAACCAUGCUACCUGGGUUCAAUUCCCAGCCACAGUUGACCUCAGUGGCGAGUGAUACCUGAACCUGUCCCUGGGCCUCCCCAAAGUUUACUAGGCCUUUAAAUUAGUUCCUGGCUCUGUAUUUCUAUCGGCACUGGGGAGGUGAAGGUGUGUGGUGCUGGCCUUCAUAGGUGCUCGCUAACAUCACUUGACCCAAACAGUCUUUGUGGGCCACUUGGGAGAUAUUUGUCUAUGAUACGAGUUUGAAGUUGUAUGAAUAAGAAGAAAAAACACGUUACACUUAUGGACAGGAACUCGGCCGUAGGCACGAGUGAUGUUACUCUACUGUGUUAAAACAUAUCGGAGUGAUAUCACCAGCUGGUCAAUGUGCCCCAAAGAUUGAAGUGAUAUCUUUUUUGGGAACACAUUUUUUUUAAUGUAUUCAUUUGCACACCAUGAUGGCAGUCAUCUCAUGCCUCCCAUACAAUAUUAAUCAGCGCAAUAAUAUCGGUCCACAGGGCGUUGGUGAUGUGCUUGACUACAACUUUCAAGUAUUUUUUUCCCCUCAUUGACGAAGUUUCAAACUCUAUCGAACAGCCUGGGACAGAGCCGAGGUACACAUCAUAAAAAAAGCUUCGUGGUUUUUUUGAUGACAUCUUUAAGACACCACCACAAUGUCACAAAUAUUGGCUGCCCGUUACCGUUUUUUUGCCCAUUUGAACUGGGACAUCUACGGCCAGCGAAGCCGCUUUUAUAAACCGACGAGGCAUCUGUCCACGCAGCAGACAUUGCGUCCCUGCCACGUGGCACUGGUUGUCUGUUGUCAAUUCGUGGCGAGGGGGGAGGCGUAUGCAGUUCGAUCCCCUCGACUGAGAAUCGAACUGAUGAUUUAAAUUUCUUGUAGUGCAAAUACUCCAUCUGUCGAGCUUGCCCCUCCGAUGAUGACGAAAAUUAUGAUCGCGGCGAUAAUGAUGGUGGGUUGUGUGAGGUGAUGGGAGCGUGAGUUUAAUAAUGCUCCUAUGAACUCAAAAUGUGUGCGACUGGUUUUUAAUAUUAUUACUGGAUGGGAUUAUGGAGGUCAGACGCACAGAAUGACCAUCUGCUGCUGCUGCAGCAGCCUACGCGUUGACGUGGGUGCAAGUUGGUGAAGACCUGGGUCCUGCUCUAUACUUUAUUAAAGAUUUGGAAUGUUCACUGUUCGGGGCGGUUUUGUUUUGCACGCGUAGAAACGUUUGUGAACUCUUUGGCAUAUCCAGUGCGUGGGCGCACCGAUGAUGCAUAUGCAAAUAAAAUUAGACGUGAAUUGAA
Molecule: messenger RNA, 12400 nt
Organism: Petromyzon marinus (sea lamprey)
Lineage: Eukaryota; Metazoa; Chordata; Hyperoartia; Petromyzontiformes; Petromyzontidae
Source: RefSeq, a predicted model, not a curated record